This is a messenger RNA of Meloidogyne enterolobii, 1695 nucleotides long. The record is from the annotation of a GenBank genome assembly. Lineage: Eukaryota; Metazoa; Nematoda; Chromadorea; Rhabditida; Meloidogynidae.
GGGUACCAUUCGAUAUUCGCCUGCAUCCGCCGGAUAUACCCGGAUACGGGUACAAAAAUCUGUGUCCAUGGAAGUCUGGACUGAACCAUUAAUGGUCUUCUGACGCUAUGUCCUCUCUUUCAACUGCGUAAACCACUGUGCGUGUAUAGGAUUUUGCUUGCGAAAGCUUGCGAUACCAAUUUCGAAUAGUUCAUUUGUUUUUUGUUCAUCGUUUCUUGUUCUUUUUAAUUUUCUAAUUUUAUACUUUUAUUUUUUUUUAUUUCUAGAGAACUUUUCUUCAAAAAAUUUUUUGUGUAAUUGAACCAAAUUAUUUGUGAUGCAGCAAGAAGUUCCAGAAGUACCACAACAUAUAAUUGUAGUAUGUUUUUUUAUUAUUUUUUAAGAUUAGCUAAGUGCUUCACUUAGGUAAAAUAGAGUAAAAUGAAAAUUUUCUUUCGAUUUUCUGACUAUUUAGGCCCCAAUGAUUUUUUUGAAAAAUCAAGAACUAUUAACUGGCUAGAAUUAAAGGGAUUUAGUUUAUUUGGCAGACUCUAUUAUAACAAAUUUAUAGUCGGAUUUCCCCGCUUUUUUAAAUUUUCGUUGUAGAACUUUCCCACAAGGUCAUUAAAUGGGUUUGCUUGGUUAGUGUGUGUUUGUGUAAAUGCGGCUACCUAUGAAGUCCUAGCGUUAUUUUUCUUUGCUAAAAUGUAGGUUAGACUAUUCUCUUUAAUGGAACUUAAGAAAAGAAAAAAAUCAGUUCCUAUUGAAUUAUUGCGUGAAAUUGUUUGUUUUCUGCCUUUAGAUGUAGAAUUCGCAGAUAAAAGGAUUUCAUUCAUAUUUGAUCUUUUUAUUUUGAAAAUUCACCAUCGUUCGGUUGUUUCUAUCAGAAAAAUAAGGAAUUCUUUCAUCCAAGGCCUUGAACAUGGAAUUGAACUUUUGGAGCUUUUACAAGAGGAUGUUUUUGGUAUGGAUGCGACCAACAUCCAGGACCUUUCUGCUAUAAUCGUCACUGGAUGGGGAGGUUUUUUUUCAUUUUUAGUGUUAAUUUUAACCAUUUAUUUUGUAGUAGCUACCUUUUGUGCACUCAAAAUAGUUCCAUUUUCGUCAGAGUUUAGUGAUUUAUUUGAUCAACUCAACGCAGCAUGGACUACAAAUUUUUUUCACCAUACACAUAAUGGUGUGGGAGAGGAUGCUCUUGCAGGAUUACGUACUUCUGCAAACAAUCUUAUUACUCAAUUGACUGACCUUCUCACCAAUAUUCGAGAUGUUGGCGUUGAUAUUCUGAACUUGGUUAAUCCACAGGCUCUUCAAUCGGUUCUAGAUGAGGUCUCGGCGAUGUCUAAUCUGCUUCAGCAUUUCAUCAAUGAAGAUGAAGAAGAUGAGAAUGUUGAGGAGGAAGAGGAAGGAGAGAAUGUUGACGGAGAAGAUUAGUUGGGAACGAAUAAAAAUAUUGGUAUUUUUGUUUUUUAGUGAUUUAAAAUAAUUUAAUUUUGUUAAUUAUUUAAUUUAAAAUAAAUCGAGCUUUCCAGUUUUUUUUCCAAGGAAGAACCCCAAAAAAUCUUUCCGCACUAAACAAAAUCCCACCACCUUCCUUGUAAAUGACUUAAGAAAUUAUUUACAAGUGUAUCAGUAUUUGUAGCCUUGAUUUUCGUUAGGGAGUUCUCCCAGUUUGUAAAGAUCAAUUGGAAGGCUAGAUUCCCGAUGUUCCGUUUCUCA